This is a messenger RNA of Cantharellus anzutake, 983 nucleotides long. RefSeq lists its product as uncharacterized. The record is from RefSeq and is a predicted model, not a curated record. The transcript has 5 exons. NCBI's taxonomy places the organism in Eukaryota, Fungi, Basidiomycota, Agaricomycetes, Cantharellales, Hydnaceae. The coding region runs from base 136 to 849 and encodes 237 amino acids.
GUCCUCCCUCCACCCCCUCCCCCACCCCGCCCCAAACCCCCUAAAUGCUCCUCUUACAGGCUUCCUCGCUACACGUGUUACGCAAAAAAAAAAAAUACGUACAACCGCAACUCGAACCCCUGUGCGCGGCCACGUAUGUACCCAAUAUGGCUUCAGCAUUUCCCUUUCUUCUCCCCAUCCCAAACUCUUCUUCCUGAGAUGAAAUGGGAGUCCAACAGUUUGUUUACUUAUAUACCUGGUGCUCAGAUGAUUGGGACGGGGCUUGUACCCUUUGUCCAGGGGUACUUACUACCUGGGGGUUUCCCGACCGAGCCGCUCGGCGGGAAAAAUCAAAGGGAAAAAAAAAUCCCCUCUGUCCGGCCAGGCUCUCAAGUGGAUCAAUGGCGUUUGUCUCCCGUAGUAAGGAGGCACUUUGCGCUGCACGCAGCUAGGCUAAAACACAGCAAUUUCAUCACACAAGCCAUCACAGCACUGGUUGGACCAUGGACCAACCCGCUCGGGUGUGAAUUCACAUUCAAAACCGGUUUGAUCCCAAGUCAGGGUAAUAAGUACGGUUGGAAAAAAGGAAAAGGAAGGGGAAAAGGGCCCGUUGGUAGGGUUACCAAGACUAUAUGUAACUUGUCAAGUUUUGCCCGCGCGAAGCGGGUUGUUGGCCGGAGAUGGCCGCGCAUACACCCGGGCCAAGAAUCAUGCAACCCCCUUCCGGCGCCGGUUGUUAUCAAGCCCCCCCCCCCUCCUCCUUCACGGUGGUCCCCCAUGUCCAAUAUUAUUGUUGGGGCGCGGCCGCGCAAAAACUGCACUUCUGUCUACCCCCUCACGGUGAUUUCAACUAAUGCAUACAUAACAUGAUCCGGAUCUGUUCACCGAGUGGCCAGCAGUUGCAACCUCAUUGGUGUCAAUUAACGAGGAGAUCUCCAGCCUUACUAUAUAGCUCGGAUACUGCCCCACCCGCAGAUCCUCAUAUCCAUAUCCCCUAUACAAAU